UUAGGCCAUGACGAAUGUUGCAACUGUUGUUGCUGUUGUAUACCACAGCCCACAUGUUACAAAUAUAUUCAGCCGGAGAUAUCAAAAUCUUUUGCACCCAUUUAUUAUUAUUCAAAAUCGGAAAUACCGAUGGAAAAAAAUACAACAUAUCGACUCUCUUAUUGGGAGGGCCCCGGUACUUCAGUGGAACCAAUCCGCCCCAAGGACAACCUCACAUGCAGCGAAGGACCAAUAUCUGACGAAACGACGCAUAAAAUGAGCUAUUUUGGGAAUUGGUGCAUGAAAACAGAAACGCCGAUAACACCCUGCGAGAGACACUUGCUAGGUAGAGGUCCGAUGGAAGAUAUCACGACAACGAAACACGAUUAUUCGUGGAAAUAUAUAGAUCGCGUUCAACCGAGCAAAAUAGAGGAUAAUUUGUGUUGUCCUUGUGCUGCGUUGUCUGAUGAUACGACGUACCGCUUGAGCUACUACAAUUCUUCCUGUUUGCUUCCGACACCUUCUUAUGCGCCCGUUCAUAAAUAUGUUAAAUCGGAGAUACCAAUGGAAGAUUAUACGACAUACAAGCUUAGUUAUUGGCCAAACGAGGUCAAUUUGAUGCCUGUAAAAGAGGAACAACCAAGAAGAGAAUACUGUCGCCCGGUGACGCCGAUGGACGGAUGCACGACUUACAAACUGAGUUACUGGCCCCAUUGCGGUGAAAAGCCCCCCGAACCUAUCGUUCUACCAGAGAACGAAAACUUAUUGAAUGCCGGUUGCUGCUUCGAUGACAAUACCACAUAUCGACUUAGCUAUUUCGGGUGUGGCGGUGACAAGCCGCCAGAUCCCAUUCGCCAGUCUGGCAAUAUAAUUUGUUCACCGUGUCCGAUCUCUCACGACACCGUUAAUCGACUGAGUUUCCUGGGCAAUUGGUGCUUCAAACAGGAAACGCCUAUUACGCCUUGCGAUAGGGACUUGUUAGGCAGAGGCCCGAUGCAAGACGAAACUACUCAGAAGCACGAUUACACCUGGAAGCAGGUGAUGCCGCCGGCAGAGAUUCGACAAGAAAACAAUCUUACUGUCUCGCCUUCGCCGUUAGAGUCCUGCACAACCCAUAGAUUAUCUUACAUACCGAACGAUCUUGAAUGUCUGCUGCCUAAUAAAUCGUACGCACCCAUAUGUAAGUAUCAGCACUCUGAUGUCCCAAUGGAAUCCGACACUACGAUGCGAUUGAGUUACCAACCCGUGGAACCAACUCAAAUCGAGAAAUCAUGGCCUGUGGCUACUUAUUAUCCACCCGUUAAUCCUAUGGAGGAUAAUACCACGUACAAUCUAAGCUACAUUCCGCCUGGAACUCUCGUUCCACUGUCAUCCUGUUCCACCUCUUGUCCCCCUGUUAAAGGAUACGAAAUGUCCUCGCAACAACCUUGUCCCGUAUCGUAAAUAGAGAGAGAUGAGUUUCGUGCAAAUGUAUGUGUCUCCGAUAUAUCCUGAUCAUGUAUGUGUCGUGAUAAUAAAAUGUCCUUGUGUACAACGACUUUGAUGCUGUAUUAAGUUAAAUAAAAUUCAGCAGUUUUUAC
Messenger RNA from Cataglyphis hispanica, 1559 nucleotides. RefSeq names its product stabilizer of axonemal microtubules 1-like. Gene Ontology annotation, biological process: microtubule anchoring. Gene Ontology annotation, molecular function: microtubule binding. Bases 130 to 1422 code for a protein of 430 amino acids. Gene Ontology annotation, cellular component: ciliary basal body; centriole; cytoskeleton. The record is from RefSeq and is a predicted model, not a curated record. The transcript is spliced from 11 exons. Lineage: Eukaryota; Metazoa; Arthropoda; Insecta; Hymenoptera; Formicidae.